Erinaceus europaeus (western European hedgehog) is the source of this 1706-nucleotide messenger RNA. It is a transcript of the gene MOGAT3, whose product is annotated as monoacylglycerol O-acyltransferase 3. The record is from RefSeq and is a predicted model, not a curated record. NCBI's taxonomy places the organism in Eukaryota, Metazoa, Chordata, Mammalia, Eulipotyphla, Erinaceidae. Gene Ontology annotation, cellular component: endoplasmic reticulum membrane. Gene Ontology annotation, molecular function: diacylglycerol O-acyltransferase activity. The transcript is spliced from 7 exons. Gene Ontology annotation, biological process: triglyceride biosynthetic process. The coding region runs from base 524 to 1537 and encodes 337 amino acids.
GGGGCCCAGACACCGCCCCUGUGCCCCCACUGGACCUGCUUCUGCAGACUUUGCAGACUUACCAGUAGAAGGGUGUCCCAGGACUGGGAGGUGGCUCCCCAAGACGGUGAACACAAAUGACCAUGCUGAGGAAGCCCAGGUUCCAGGAGGACCCCGCAUAGCACCAGGGGAAGCUCCACGAAUGGUGGCUCUCUGUCUCUGUCUCCAAUCAAGGAGCAGUGGAACCAAGUGAAAAAAUAAAGAAAUGAAAUUAGUCUGAUCCCCAGCCCUGAUUUUUUCUGAGCCUUCUCCCAGGUCAUCUCCCUCCUGCACCUCACCUGGUGCCACCCCUCCCUGAUAUACCUCUGACCCCGCCUCCCAACCUGAGGCCAGUUGGCGGGGGAAAGUUCAAAGAUCAGGCAGAAAAGGAGGCUUCAGAGUGUCCAAUCCCUGAGUCUCUCUACCAGCCGCACAGCCCACUUCUCAAGAACCCCAAGGGACAUUCCUCUUCCUCUGCGGCCUCUGGGUGUGCUGAGCCGCUGGAAUGGGGGACCCCACGGCCUCCUCUGAGAAGACCCCGGAGAAGCGGCGUCUGGAAGCUCUGAGUUCCUAUCAGUUUGUGUUGACUUUCCUCUUCAUGGGCCUCUCCUGUUCCCUCCUCAUCCUCUGGCUUCUCUUCACGUCUCUGUGGCUCCUGUCCGUGCUCUACUUGGCCUGGCUCUUCCUGGACUGGGACACCCCCCACCAAGCCGGACGGCGUUCGCAGUGGGUCAGAAACUGGCCGAUCUGGAGACACCUGCGGGACUAUUACCCCAUCAAGCUGGUGAAGACGGCGGAGCUGCCCCCUGACAGGAACUACGUGCUGGCGGCACACCCUCACGGCAUCAUGUGCACAGGCGUGGCCUGUAACUUCUGCACUGAGAGCAACGGCUUCUCCCAGCACUUCCCGGGGCUACGGCCCUACCUGGCCACCCUGGCCAGCCUCUUCCACCUGCCUGUCUACCGGGAUUACCUCCUGGCCCUGGGGAUGUGCCCGGUGAGCCGGCAGAGCCUGGAAGCCAUCUUGGCGCAGGCACAGCAGGGGCAGGCUGUGGUCAUCCUGGUGGGGGGCGCCCACGAGUCCCUGUAUGCAAGGCCCGGGGAGCACUGCCUCAAGCUGAGGGGCCGCAAGGGCUUUGUGCGCCUGGCACUCAGGAAUGGGGCCUCGCUGGUGCCUGUUUACUCUUUCGGGGAGAAUGACGUUUUCCGGCUCAAGGCCUUCCCGGAAGGUUCCUGGCAGCACCGGUGCCAGACGGCCUUCAAGAACUUCCUGGGCUUCGCGCCCUGCCUGUUCUGGGGCCAAAGCAUCUUCUCCAAUCGUGCCUGGGGCCUGCUCCCCUUCGCCAGCCCCAUCACCACCGUGGUGGGGAGCCCCAUCUCCGUGCCCCAGCGCGCCAACCCCAGCCAGGAGGAGGUGGACCACUACCACCGCCUCUACAUGGAGGCCCUGGAGCGGCUGUUUGAGGAGCACAAGCAGGACUGCGGAGUGCCGGAGGCCACGCACCUCACCUUCAUCUAGCCCCAGCACCCUACUCCCCCAGCCCUAGCUGGGGGCCCAGAAACGCCUCCCCUGCCCGCCCACUGGUGCAGUAUUCGUCCACUUGAGUCUUUCCGUGCUACUUUCCAUCUCUCUGUCCAAUAAAUGAAUAAAUUAAAGAGUUUUUAAACACCUUUUAAAAAAUAUAUAU